Drosophila innubila is the source of this 1618-nucleotide messenger RNA. RefSeq names its product alkaline phosphatase, tissue-nonspecific isozyme (gene Alp11). Lineage: Eukaryota; Metazoa; Arthropoda; Insecta; Diptera; Drosophilidae. Gene Ontology annotation, molecular function: alkaline phosphatase activity. Gene Ontology annotation, biological process: dephosphorylation. The transcript has 2 exons. The coding region runs from base 83 to 1507 and encodes 474 amino acids. The record is from RefSeq and is a predicted model, not a curated record.
AAGUUAGAGUUUAAAAUGAAAAAGUUGACAACAUUUCUGGUUAGAAUUUUAUUGUCAAUUUAGCUUAACAAUUGCGUGAAACAUGUGGCCCAAAAACUUGCAUAGUCUGAUGCUUUUGUUGCCAUUGCUAGUCAAUUGUCGAGUGCCUGGUAACAAUAAGAGGCAGGCGGAGACAAAUGAGGAUGAGCGCACUGCCAGCUAUUGGUUGGAGCAGGCGCAGCGGCAGCUGGCGGAUCGUUUGGAGCGCACACGUGUGACGGGCGGUGGUGGGGACAAGCGUGUGGCCAAAAACAUAAUAAUGCUAAUGGGCGAUGGUCUGUCCAUUACAACAUUGACCGCUGCACGCAUCCUGAAGGGUCAGCAUGCUGGUCAGAGCGGAGAGGAGUGCCAACUGGCGGUGGAACAAUUCCCCUAUUCGGGUCUAAGCAAAACCUAUUGCACGGACAGCCAAACGGCGGAUUCAGCCUGUGCAGCAACCGCCUGCUUGACGGGUGUGAAGACCAACUACGGUAGCAUCGGACAGAGUGCUCAAGGAGCACACGUCGAGUCGAUCCUUCAGUGGGCUCAACGCGCUGGCAAGGCAACGGGCAUUGUGACCACAACGCGGCUAACAGAUGCGAGUCCAGCGGCCACAUAUGCGCAUGUGAAAAAACGUACACAGGAAUUGGAUAUUGGACGCCAGUUGAUUGAGGAUAUGCCAGGACGUAAUCUGAAUGUAAUCCUUGGCGGCGGACUUGGCAAGUUUGCUAGCGAACGAACGGACGGACGUGAUCUGCUCCAGCAAUGGCAUGAUACAAAUCCCAAUGGUUGUUUUGCCCGUACGCUGACCGAGCUGCACAAUUGCAGCAACGAUCACAAUGGCAACUUACUGGGCGUGUUCAGUGACAGUCACAUGGCCUAUCAUCUGGCAGCGUCUCCGGAUCAACCGCGUCUUAGCGACAUGACAGCGGCAGCCAUUGAACGACUGUCGGCAAAUUCGAAUGGUUAUUUUAUGUUCAUCGAGGGCGGUCGCAUUGAUCAUGGCCAUCAUGAGACACGGGCAGGAUAUGCACUGGACGAGAUGCUGGAGUUCGAUGCGGCCAUCGAGACGGCUGUCCGUCUUACCGAUGCACAUGAGACACUCAUAGUCGUCACGGCGGAUCAUUCGCAUACGCUGAGCAUGGCGGGUUAUGCCAAUCGUGGCACAUCCAUACUGGGCAUGGACACGAGUCAACGUGACUUGGAUGGUGUUCCGUACAGUACGCUUAACUACGCCAUUGGCAAGUGGCAGAGUCUCAAUAAGGAUGGCAAACGCGAGAAUCCUGCACCUCAUCUAAGCAGAACCUCUUUUACGCCUAGCUAUAUACAUGCCAAGGGCGUGCACUCUGGCGAGGAUGUGGCCAUCUUUGCCCAGGGUCCCCAGUCGCAUCUCUUUAGCGGUGUCAUGGAGCAGAAUUUGUUGCCGCAUCUGAUGGCUUACGCAGGCUGUAUUGGCCAGGGUGAUACUCACUGCAAACAGCUUAAAUAGGAGCACCCUGAACGCUCACCCUUCACACAUAUCUACAGCUUUAAAUAUGUUUAGCAGUUGCAAUGUAAAUUUUGUUAUGUGUUAGUUUAAAUAAAACGUUUAUAAUAGUGA